UGAUCAGUCAGAGGGAGGACUCACUUCCUUUGUCUGCUUCAGUCUUUGAGCUUCAGAAAGCUGCAGAGAACUUUCUGUGUUUGCAGCUAUGAGGUCCAGGCAGCUUAUUGUGCUCAGCUUUGUUCUCGCCUGCGUCAAGCUUAGUGACGCUCGCUUUCUCAGUCUGACAGAGCCGACCCUCUGGGCAGUCGAUGUGGAAGUCGAGUCGGCAGCAGAACCUGAGAGAGAGUACUCCAGGAAGUCUGCUCAACAAGCUGGCAGGCUCCAGGAGGACCAGAUCCACCAAGCGGUCGAACCGCUCUCCUGGAAGUUUCCAGAAGAUCCGGUGGAUUCAGUGAAAAAGCCCCCUUUUGAGUUUAAACUGCGGCAGCCGGCGACAGACAGCCGUGUUGCUGUGAGGUGUGGAGAGAGCAGGAUCCAGGUGGAGGUGAGCCAGGACCUGCUGGGCCUGGGCAGGUUGGUAAAACCUGAGGAAAUCACACUCGGUGGCCGUCCAGCCACUGAGGUUGACAACUUGUCCCAUGUGCUGGUCUUUGAAUGUGAGCUGCACGGCUGUGGCAGCACACUAGCGAUGACAGAGAACGCCUUCAUUUAUGCCUUCAUGCUGAUCUACAACCCCAAAGUGUCUGGCAGAAUCAUCAGGAGCCAGAGUGCUGUCAUCGGAGUGGAGUGCCACUACCCGAGGUGAAGUGAAAGGAUCAGCCCGCAAAGACUGACUGGAGUUUGAUGUGAAGAAACCAGAUUUAUGUUUAAUGAAAAAGAAAUCGCAAUAAAAGUCUUAAUGUUUCAA
Molecule: messenger RNA, 790 nt
Organism: Plectropomus leopardus (leopard coralgrouper)
Lineage: Eukaryota; Metazoa; Chordata; Actinopteri; Perciformes; Serranidae
Product: zona pellucida sperm-binding protein 3-like
Biological process (GO): binding of sperm to zona pellucida; egg coat formation; positive regulation of acrosome reaction
Cellular component (GO): extracellular matrix
Molecular function (GO): acrosin binding
Source: RefSeq, a predicted model, not a curated record